Messenger RNA from Microdochium trichocladiopsis, 1823 nucleotides. RefSeq names its product allantoate permease. Gene Ontology annotation, molecular function: transmembrane transporter activity. The coding region runs from base 198 to 1676 and encodes 492 amino acids. Gene Ontology annotation, biological process: transmembrane transport. The record is from RefSeq and is a predicted model, not a curated record. Gene Ontology annotation, cellular component: membrane. Lineage: Eukaryota; Fungi; Ascomycota; Sordariomycetes; Xylariales; Microdochiaceae. The transcript has 5 exons.
CGUUCAAGGUCGUAGUUCGGCAUUUAGGCGUGGUGCCGUGAAGGUUGGCUCCUCCUUAAGACACAAAAGUGACACUUUCCCCCCUCCACUCCCACUUUGACCGAACGUCCCAAGUCUCGCUACGCGACGACUCAUUCAAACCACGCCCAGCGCGUCUUUUUGAACCCGAGACGGUCGAUAAUACAGCCGCAGCCAAUAUGGAUCCCGAGAAGAACUACCCGACCAAGCCGUCGGUGGCGGACAAGGAUGCCGAUGAGGCGCUCAAGUUCAUCGUGGCCGGCGAGGUCAUCAGCAUGACCCCGGAAGAGGAGAAGAAGCUCGUCAGCAAGAUUGACUGGACGGUGCUGCCGUUGUUGUUCGGCUGUUACUUUCUUCAAUAUCUCGAUAAAACCCUAAUCAAUUAUUCUGCCGUGAUGGGAAUGCGCAAGGACACAAAUAUCACCGGAGAUCAGUAUUCGCAGCUUGCGAUGCUGUUUUAUGUGACGUAUCUGGCUUUCGAAUUUCCUGGGGCAUAUCUAGUUCAAAGGCUGCCUACAGCAAAGUUCCUGAGCUUCAUCGUGUGUGCCUGGGGCCUCAUGGUUGCCUGCAACGCCGCUGCGUACAACUGGGGCGGGCUCGCCUCGCUUCGCGUCCUGCUUGGCGUAUUCGAGGCUUCUGUCGCCCCUUGCCUUAUGCUCAUCACGACCAUGUGGUACAAGCGCUCUGAGCAGCCGUCCCGUGUCGGCUUGUGGUACGUUGGCACCGGCAUCGGCAAGAUGGUCGGGGCCCUGACCUCGUUCGGCUUUCAGCACUACGUUGGCCAGUCAUUCAAGUCAUGGCAGAUCAUGUUCCUGGUCUGGGGUCUUGUCACCAUCUCCUGGGGUAUCCUUGUCUUUUUGUUCCUGCCCAACAACCCCAUGACUUCUCGCUUCACCGAGACGGAGAGGCGCUGGGCCGUCGAGCGCCUGCGGAGCAACAUGACUGGUGUCGAGAACAAGCACUGGAAGUGGUAUCAGCUGGUCGAGAUGCUCAAGGACCCGCAGUCGUAUCUCCUCGGCCUUAUAGUCUUAACCAGCAACAUUCCGAAUGGUUUUAUUUCCAGCUACCAGGCCACCGUCAUCGAGAGCUUCGGCUGGACGCCCAAGGAGACGGCUCUCCUUUCGAUCCCCUCCGGGGCGAUCGCCUGUAUCUGUACGCUCAGCGCGACGUGGUUUGCCGGCCGCUUCGGCAUGCGCGGUCCGGCCAUUAUCAUCCUUCUCACCCUCGGCUUCACCGGCAGCUGCCUCAUGGCCUUUAUGCCCGACGAGGGCAACGUGGCGGGCAAGAUGGUCGGCAACUAUCUUGCCAACUGCAUCGGCUCGUCCCUGCCUCUCAUGUACUCGUACGCGGGCGCCAACUACGCGGGACACACCAAGAAGACGACCUCGUCGGCGAUGGUGCUCAUCAUGUUCUGCAUCGGCAACAUCAUCGGGCCCCUGACCUUCCGCGCGGCUGACGCGCCCCAGUACAUCCCCGCCAAGAUCUGCAUGGUGGUCACCACCGCCACGGCGGCCAUCCUGACGGGUGUGCUGAUGCUGUACUACCGGUGGGAGAACAAGCGCCGGGACCGGGUCUACGCGGACCACGUGCACCAGGAGAACAGCGAGUUCUUUGACCUGACGGACCGGGAGAACCCCGAGUUCAGGUAUGUAUUUUAAGAGGAAGAAUGCAUGGCUUUGUUGGGUUGCGGAGGAUCCUGUUACCGUGGAAGUUGCAGGAGCAAAUGAGAUGCCCGGUGCACGGCCAAUCAAAGGCCAUUAGAGUUAGCGCAAUACCAUAUUAUAUAAGAACCAGAUAUCGGCUGC